Toxorhynchites rutilus septentrionalis is the source of this 1943-nucleotide messenger RNA. It is a transcript of the gene betaggt-I, whose product is annotated as geranylgeranyl transferase type-1 subunit beta. The record is from RefSeq and is a predicted model, not a curated record. Gene Ontology annotation, biological process: protein geranylgeranylation. The transcript has 4 exons. NCBI's taxonomy places the organism in Eukaryota, Metazoa, Arthropoda, Insecta, Diptera, Culicidae. Gene Ontology annotation, molecular function: CAAX-protein geranylgeranyltransferase activity. Bases 526 to 1641 code for a protein of 371 amino acids. Gene Ontology annotation, cellular component: CAAX-protein geranylgeranyltransferase complex.
AAUGUGAAACAUUGAUUGCCUUUUUGUAGACCCUGUAGACUACUUUGACAGUUUUAUUAAUUUGUAAAUAAAGUAUUUUUCUCAUCUGGCUAAGUCCGAACAAAUUUGCGUACCUAUCCUUCUCCUCUGCGAUAAUUAAUUAAUUGUGUGCAACUCAUCUAUCCCACAUGCUUCUUUCCAAACAUUAUUUACACAAACAAACGUGCGCAAGGACAGGGACAACAAAUAUCUCGCUUAUCAUAUCUUUAAUCAUAAAAAAAACACGUCUGAGAAAGUACUUCGUCUAGAUAUUUAAUGUGAAGCGCUGCAGAGUAAUUACAUCCGGAAAUAGCAAAAACAAAAAGUGUGUGUUUUCAGCAUAUACAGUUUCCACACCAUUCGUGCAUCAGAUAUUUACAGUUCAUCUGCGUAACACGAAACCAAUUGUUGGCCAUUGCUAAUUCACCUGAUUUACAUAUCACCAGCAUCUGAGCCGUUAUUUCGGCCAGUCAGUCAGCAACCCUGGGUGCGCUAGCAAGUCUCAUUAUGGACAACGGUACAGCAGCAGCAGCAGCCUCCGAAAGCGAGGAGAUACUGUUUCUCAAGCACGCAAAGUACUUUGUCCGUUUCUUAAACAUUCUUCCGCCACGGCUGGCGUCACACGACUCGACUAGGGUCACGAUAGCGUUCUUUGCUGUCAGUGGAUUAGAUGUUCUGGACUCGCUGCAUCUCCUAUCGGACUCGUUCAAGACUGAUAUCAUCAGUUGGAUCUAUCACUUGCAGGUCAUACCGAAACCUGGGGCAAGACAGUGCGGUGGGAUUCAGGGAUCCAGCACGUGGAACAUUGAAAACGCACCGGAAUGCUGCGGUCUGGAGGCCUACCGUUGGGGACAUUUGGCAAUAACGUACACCGGAAUUGCGGUCUUGGCGGCGCUUGGUGACGAUCUUUCACGGCUCGAUAAGAAGGCUAUUAUCGACGGAGUUGCGGCAGUCCAGCGGGAGGACGGAAGUUUCAGUGCCACCAUCGAGGGCAGUGAGCAUGACAUGCGGUUCGUGUACUGCGCGGCCGCAAUUUGCGCCAUGCUCAACGACUGGGGCAAAGUGGACAAACGAAAGAUGGCCGAUUAUAUACUGAAGAGCAUUCGUUACGAUUAUGGCAUCAGCCAACACUACGAGAUGGAAUCACACGGAGGGACCACAUUCUGUGCUAUAGCUGCACUGGAAUUGAGCAAUCAGCUUGAUUUGCUAACACCGGAAGUUAAGGAAAAAAUCAUUCGAUGGCUUAUUUUCCGGCAACAGGAUGGUUUCCAGGGCCGUCCGAAUAAACCGGUCGAUACGUGCUACUCCUUCUGGAUCGGUGCGACCCUUAAAAUGCUCGAAGCCUUUCAUUUAACUAGUUUUAAAGAUAACCGAGCGUACGUUCUUUCGACGCAGGACAAAGCGGUGGGAGGCUUUUCCAAAUGGCCUGGCUCUCACACCGAUCCGUUCCACACAUACUUUGGCAUCUGUGGGUUGAGCUUUCUGCGGGAACCUGGUUUGCAGCAGGUCAUUCCAAGCCUAAACAUAUCGCAGCGCGCCUUCCAAAGACUGAAACAGUUACAUGCUGCCUGGGAGUUGGAGCCGGAUCUGAGCAAAAGUGAUGUAAGAGUUAACAUUGAGUAAGGGAGCGAGCGAAGUGAAAAAACCGCCGGAUUAGUUUUAUCGCACACUAGUGACGUAGGUAGAGAAGGGAUUAAACUCACCAGUUGAUACUAUUUAUUUAGUUGCUGACCAGAUUUACAGUUGUUUUCACCAAAUCAGACAAUCGGGAAAAUUAAUUGCGUCGUCGAUUUUAUGUUUUGUUCCUCGCUGUGGUAGAGUUUUAUAGCGGAAUGCGGAAUAGUAAACCGUAAGAUGAAUGUGUAUAUUGUGUACCACAUUUCUGUGCAUAUGCAGAAAUAUAGAAUUUUUGGUAUUAGAAACAA